UCAUCCGCAGAUGUGGCAGCACAGAGCUCAUUGGCUGUGCUACACAGCUAUCCCACCAUUCAUCUCCAGAACUCUCCAUCUGUUCACACUAAAGCUCUGUCUCCCUUCAACACUAAAUCCAGUCUGCUUCCUGCCUUGGGAGGUAGAAGCAAGAGGACCAGGAAUUUAAAGUCAUCCAUUGGUUCUGGACACAGGAGAGCAGCUGAUGGUUCCUGUGGAUGUCUUGGAAGAGAAAAACAAAGGGGCCCUGUGGAAGUUUCUGCUCUCAGGAGCCAUGGCUGGGGCCGUGUCUCGCACAGGGACAGCCCCUCUGGACCGAGCCAGGGUAUACAUGCAGGUGUACUCUUCCAAGAGUAACUUCAGGAACCUAAUGAGUGGCCUGCAGAGCCUGAUCCAGGAGGGAGGUGUCCGUUCACUCUGGCGGGGCAACGGCAUCAACGUGCUCAAGAUCGCCCCGGAAUACGCCAUCAAGUUCUCUGUGUUUGAGCAGUGUAAGAAUGUCUUCUGCGGUGUGCAGGGCUCGCUGCCCUUCCAGGAGCGGGUGCUCUCGGGCUCCCUGGCUGUGGCCAUCUCCCAAACUCUCAUCAACCCCAUGGAGGUACUCAAGACUCGGCUGACCCUUCGCUUUACUGGACAGUAUAAAGGACUUCUGGACUGUGCCAGGCAGAUCUUAGAACGGGAUGGCACCCGAGCCCUGUACCGAGGCUACCUGCCCAACAUGCUGGGUAUCAUACCCUAUGCUUGCACUGAUCUGGCUGUCUAUGAGCUACUCCGGGGUUUGUGGCAGAAGUUGGGCAGGGACAUGACGGACCCCAGUGGCCUGGUCAACUUGUCAUCUGUAACGCUGUCCACAACCUGUGGCCAGAUGGCCAGUUACCCACUGACUUUGGUGCGCACACGGAUGCAGGCACAAGACACUGUGGAAGGCUCCAACCCCACCAUGCUGGGAGUCUUCAGGCGGAUACUGAGCCAACAGGGCUGGCCCGGGCUGUACAGAGGCAUGACGCCCACAUUACUGAAGGUGUUGCCAGCAGGCGGCAUCAGCUACGUGGUGUACGAAGCUAUGAAGAAAACCCUGGGUGUACAAGUCCUGAGCAGAUGACAUGCCCCUAACAGGAAGAGAUUGGAAGACCCAGUGUCCAUGGGUCUCAGAAAGCCCACCAAGGCGCAGGCUUUAGGGCCAUUCUGGUUUGCAAAAACCAUCCAGGACUAGAGUUAGAAGUGCUCAGAUUCCCUCCUGCAAGAUACAGUCUGAGUUGAGAUUCCAGCCAGGUGUUUGCAGGCUCGUCCAACAGAAGGUUUGGACAAAGAAUAAAGCUAGUUUUGGCUGUCUUUUAUCUGGGAUUAGCAGAUUCAAGGUGGGGAACCUGAGUAUGGGGGCGUAUCUCAGUGGUUAGAGAGCUUGCUCAACAUAUAUGAGGUCCUAGAUUCGGUCCCCACCCUGAGGACCUGGGGAGCAAGGGGCUUGAGUUCCUGUAGGGACCUGAGAAUGUUGGCUCCAGCUGAGGAGGGUUUUAGACCCCUGUAAGGGGACCCGGGCCUCCUAGGUCCGGGGUGGUAAUUGGGAAUCCCUUCUGGGUACUGGGUUGGGAGCUGAAGGCCUG
Molecule: messenger RNA, 1604 nt
Organism: Onychomys torridus (southern grasshopper mouse)
Lineage: Eukaryota; Metazoa; Chordata; Mammalia; Rodentia; Cricetidae
Gene: Slc25a41
Product: solute carrier family 25 member 41
Exons: 7
Coding region: 206-1102 (298 amino acids)
Biological process (GO): transmembrane transport
Molecular function (GO): ATP transmembrane transporter activity
Source: RefSeq, a predicted model, not a curated record